GACUUCAAUUACAUAACAUCUUAUCAAAGAUUCUCUAAUUAUUAUUUUUUUCUUUUUUUCUGUAAUUUUUUUCGGAUCUAGACCCCAAUUUUAUAUAUUUUUUCGUUUAUAAUUUACUUUAUCUUUUAAUUUUUUAAAUAAUUUAAUAGAACUCUCAUCCAUAAAAUACACCAAAACUUUAAAUUUAUUGGUUAAAUUAUUUGGAAUAAUUUCAAAUUUUGAAAAGUGUUAAAUUUGUAAUUAUUACACCAUGUUCUUCUGGAUUUUACAUGAAUAUCUUUGGACCUAAAGCCAAAGAGUCCUUUAUUGGUACCAAGUUCCGAUUUUGAAAUUUGUUGAAAGAGUUCCACUUGAAGCGUUGUUCAAAUCAUGGAUGGACAUGAUUCAGAAGAUCCAAAACAAAGCACCGCUGAUAUGACUGUUUUUGUGCAAAAUCUUCUUCAGCAGAUGCAAACUAGGUUCCAGACAAUGUCCAACUCCAUCAUUUCAAAGAAUAUCGAUAUGGGAGGCCGUAUAAAUGAGUUGGAGCAAAGCAUCAAUGACCUAAGAGCAGAGAUGGGAGUGGAGAGCUCUCCAUCACCUGUGGCCCCUGCUAAGCCAGAGGUAGAAGAGUCAAACAAAGAAGGUUCAGCAUAAGUAGCAUACAACUACCUUAUUUGUUGUCUUAUGAUACAUCAUGAUUUGGUCCUGUAUCUUGUGAGUGUAGAAUUGAUUCAGAGUUCAGAUACUUGUCAUGGAACAUGAGUGCACUCUCUUUUGUAGCCAAAGUUCGUCUUUCUGUUAAAUUAUAGUACUGCUGAUUAAUUUUUCUUUUUCUGAUUUGAAUUAAACUGGUUACUAUUAAUGGAGGGAAAUUUGUUAUAUUA
This is a messenger RNA of Lathyrus oleraceus (garden pea), 866 nucleotides long. RefSeq names its product heat shock factor-binding protein. NCBI's taxonomy places the organism in Eukaryota, Viridiplantae, Streptophyta, Magnoliopsida, Fabales, Fabaceae. Gene Ontology annotation, molecular function: transcription corepressor activity. The coding region runs from base 370 to 636 and encodes 88 amino acids. Gene Ontology annotation, biological process: cellular heat acclimation. The record is from RefSeq and is a predicted model, not a curated record. The transcript is spliced from 5 exons. Gene Ontology annotation, cellular component: nucleus; cytosol.